Messenger RNA from Micromonas commoda, 1386 nucleotides. RefSeq lists its product with no specific name. The coding region runs from base 1 to 1386 and encodes 461 amino acids. The record is from RefSeq and is a predicted model, not a curated record. The transcript has a single exon. NCBI's taxonomy places the organism in Eukaryota, Viridiplantae, Chlorophyta, Mamiellophyceae, Mamiellales, Mamiellaceae.
AUGGCACGCCGCGCGGAUGUCCUCCUGGCCUCGGUCCUCGGCGUCGCGGUGACCCUCACGCUCGCGUCCCUGGUGGUGGACGCGACGGACGCGCGAGCCCGCGAGCCGCGGGACCCGGCCGAGAAACCCGGAGCGUCGCCGUGCUGGGCCCGAAGCCCCACGAACGCCUCGAGGCUGGUGCCAAAAGAGGGGGGGUGCGACGGCUUCGACGCGGACGAGGUGGGCGGCGUCGAUCGCGCGCGAAAGCUCGACGAGUGCGCCUGCGUCUACGCGCAGGCGGUGUGCGACGUGCAGCCCGGCCUCGUGUGUUCGGUUCCAGACGGGCGCUACGUGUGCAGAGACGAGGCUACGGGCGCGGUGGGCGGGACAGCCGGGCAGGAGCUGCGGGUUCCCUGCCUUCAGAGCCUCUGCACGUCGGUGACGUGCCCGCUGGACCCGCGAACGCUGCCCUUGGGCGACGACGGCGCGAGCGCCGCGAAGGUGUGCGACGUGUGCGAGAUGUACGGGUACGCGGCGGGUACAGGCGAGCUCCGGGCCCAGGAGGGUUCGAGGUGCGGAGGCGAGGUCCGGGCCCAAGGCUUGAGGUUCGGCCCGAAGGCGGCGCUGCUGGCGUACUCAGCCUUCAUGUUUGUGGACUUCACCAUGGCCGCCGCGGCGGCGGGCAAACCGCUGCCUCAGGACCUGCCGACGACGUCGCAGUAUCCGGAGUAUCAUCACGGCCAACCGUCGGCGCCCGUGUUGCUCCCGGAGAUCCUCGAGCAAGACACGGGAGGCGACUGGCAAACGACGACGACCGCUUACGAAUACCCGCCGACCACCACCACCUACGAGUACCCGCCGACGCCGCCGACGCCGCCGUCUCCGUCCCAACAUCCGUCCCGACCUCCGCCGCUUCCGUCUCUGUGCGACGUGGACGAUCUCAUGGACGUCCUCCCGUCCGCGCUCCCUUCUCUCGUCCCGUGCCUGUCCGGCUCGACCUCGACGUGUUGCCAAAACGUGGCAAACAUCGUGGGGGAGUCGACGGACGCUGACAUGACCGACUGCCUGUGCAAUCGAGACGCCUUCGACGCCCUCGCGGGGUUGCUGAUGGACAACGUCGGGUUGGACCUGGCCUCUCGCCUGGGCGAGUGCGUCGCGAAGGGGUAUCGGAUCAACUUCCCGGCGGAUGAGGGCGGCGGCGGCGGGUGCGACCGGUACGAAAAACGCGAGACGCGCGCGUAUGUUCGGCCCAGAACCGAGAGGAAAGGAGUCGAGGAAAGCGGAGACCCGGACGCGGUCGCUCGAGACCGACCGAGGGCGUCGGUGACCGCGCAGAGUCGCGCGCGGAACGCGGCGGGCCCGCGCGCGGGAAGCGACGAGGCGCCGGCGAGGGGAGACGAUCGAUAA